This is a messenger RNA of Emiliania huxleyi CCMP1516, 450 nucleotides long. RefSeq lists its product as hypothetical. NCBI's taxonomy places the organism in Eukaryota, Haptophyta, Isochrysidales, Noelaerhabdaceae. The transcript has 4 exons. The coding region runs from base 1 to 450 and encodes 149 amino acids. The record is from RefSeq and is a predicted model, not a curated record.
AUGGCCGCAAGCACAGCCCCGGGACCCAAGAUCACGCACACGGCAGUCGAGGACCAGACAGGCUUAAGUCACGCUGCCCUGUGCGAGGCACCGGCGCUGAGCGGGACGCGGCGCUGCAAGGAGUAUGCGGCGGCGGCGGCCGCCAAGGCGGGGCCCGGCUCCGGUGUGGUGGGCGUUGGCGUCGUGCUCGUUGCGCUCCUCGCGGCGGCAGCUGUCAGACGAGGCAGCGGGGCCCUCCGCUGCUGCCGUCUGUGUUCGCGGCGGAGCUGCCGAGCUGAGCUGGAGAAGAAGAGCUUCACCAACGGCAAGGAUGACACGCCGCUCGUGAAGCGGCUGUACGAGGCCGCCUUCGAGGAGCAGUUUGGCAAGGCGACCGAGCUGAUCUACAAUGGCCUCGGCUGGGGCGACGCAGAGGCGGCGCAGCUAGCGAAGGAGAGCUCGACUCUGUAA